CUGGAACGCGUAAUGCUAGCGGUGUAAUGAUAUCGACGAAUAAUAGUCUAACACGCCUAAGACCAGCUCUAUAGGAUUGCGCCAACGGAGUAAUACCGUGUAUUGGUAACCUUAUCUCUGCGCGACAUUUACACCGAGCAUUGUAAGAUCCCGUUACUAUUGUAUAACAGCCACCUGUCACCCUGUAAAAGAUUUCUCCCACCCUUAUACGUAUAACUGACACUUAUACCUUAGCUACUAGGGAACGGUUAGGUCCUCUUAAAGGGGGCAAAAGUUAACUGUAAUACUUUACCGCAGCGGGUAGUGUAGAUGCACUUAUAGUGUGUUAAACAAACUUGUUUUGUGUCAUGGAUAUUUUGGAUCUAAGUUUAGAAAAGAAAAACCGUCGCAAGUGUCAUCUACCACAGCGCCGUACUAUUCAUAACAAGAUGGUGGAUUUGGAAACAACGUUGGGAGCAAUCAAGAAACCAAACGUUCAGGACGCCAUGCAUAAUGUCACGCAACUAAGACGACCUGAGCAUAUUAUAUUCGGAGAGGAAAAAUCAAGCGAGUCACCGAGUAUCCGUUCUAACGGCGCCGUGUUACCACAUCCUAAUAUAACUCUUAACCAAUCAAGUCCAAGAUACUCGUUUUUGGAGCCAGUUACGUCAUCAAGCCCACUGAUGCGGAACGUGAACAGUCCCCGGUUCGCAGCAGAAGAUGUUUUACCAAACGACGCGCCAGGGAUUCCAGAGCGAACGAAGAAACAAAAUAGAUGGGCGUUUAAUGUCUGGAGAGAAUGGGCUCGCAAGCGAAACCUAGUGGCGAAUCACUCUGAGGACGUCCCGCUUGAUGUUGGGAAAGCAAGUGAAGAAGAAUUGGACAAAUGGUUGGCCAAGUUUGUUAAGGAGAUACGACGUAAAGAUGGCAACCCUUACCCGCCCCAUACACUAAUGCAGAUUGUGAUGGGGAUACAACGUUAUCUCCGCCAGCAAGCGGGCCGGCCAUCUAUUUGUAUCUUAGACCGAAGCAACCCCGCAUACCACCAUUUCAGAUUAGUGUUGGAUGAACGCAUUAAAGAAUUAACCAGCGAUGGAAUAUCUGCUUAUCAUAAAUCGAGCAGAAGAAGCUUUCCGAGUUCGAAGCUCGGUUCGGCCCAACCACAAUUCCCUGACGAGUCAAUGUUGUGGGAGACAGGAGUAAUCGGCACCGACACGGCGCUUGGGCUGCUUAAUGCUGUGUUUUAUUACAACACAGUGACGUUUGGGAUACGAACAGUAGACGAGCAUUGGCAUUUAAAGUUGUCUCAUUACGUUAUUGGGAACAGGGGUCAACAGUCACAAAUGUUCGUUGAGUUUCUACCGUCGCGUGACUCUGUUUACACAGUGCGAGGAUCAACUAAAGAUAAGAGAGUUUACGCAGAACAUGGAAACUCCAGGUGUAUUGUCAAAAUAUUCCAGAAAUACAUGUCUCUGCUGCCAUCUGACGGUCCUUUCUACCGGCACCCACAAGAACCAACAUUAGUCGACAGGUCAAUUCGAUUCUCAGACCAAUGGAUCGGAAAGAACCGACUACGAGCCAUGAUUAAACAUAUCUUUGAUAGCACAAGGGUAGGGGGGCGACCCAGCGAACCUGUCACGCCGAAACCGACAUACGUUGAAGCGAAACAAGAACCGCAGACCGAGAGCUCAGAAAACAGAGUGUUGUCUGUCUACGAUCGUCUUGCUCAUGCCAUGCUGCAACUAACGCAAAUGCGAGGCCCGAUUGCCAAUAACCAAUCACCUCAAGACGGUAGCAAAGACUCCACAGACGUAGAAUCAACGGGGACGCCUAACGACUAUAUUGAACGUUUAGAAACCGCAUCGUCCAAUUUUGACGACGACCAUGAACCUCCAAGCAAAAUAAUAAAAACAGAUUUUGAAAACACAAGUCUAGACGUAAACGUGGAUACACACACAGACAACGGGCAACAACCACCAAAUAGAGACUCACCUGACAACAGCACUUUGGAAAUAACGGUCCCAAAACUGAUUAGGUACAUAGAAGUGACGAGAGAUUCGAAACGUUAUUCAUUUCAACUUGAUUAAAACUAUCAGUAUUACUUUAUCUUUUACUCGCACACCGCAAUCUGAACAUAUACCUGUACUGUACUGUAAUACUUUGCAAUUAAAUACAAACUAAAAUAUCAACAACA
This is a messenger RNA of Ciona intestinalis (vase tunicate), 2173 nucleotides long. RefSeq names its product zinc finger MYM-type protein 3-like. Lineage: Eukaryota; Metazoa; Chordata; Ascidiacea; Phlebobranchia; Cionidae. The record is from RefSeq and is a predicted model, not a curated record.